Messenger RNA from Symbiodinium sp. CCMP2592, 813 nucleotides. NCBI's taxonomy places the organism in Eukaryota, Dinophyceae, Suessiales, Symbiodiniaceae. The record is from the annotation of a GenBank genome assembly.
AUGCCUACCCUGGCUUUGACUGACUUUGCUGAUGGCCUUGAGAAAAAUGAUACGGCCAGGAGGUCAGCCCGGGAAAGUGGCAAGGCCAUUGUCUGGCCAAGCCCGGAAACUGUGGGCAUAGCAUCAAUGACCUUUGGCCUUCAACUGACCUACUCACCCAUUCUCUAUCCAUGUCUUCCUGGCAUUACUUGCAUUCGCCAAGCGACCUUGUUUGUGCAUCUGAGGAAGGCGGUCGCGAUGAACGGUGAUGCCUUGAAAGUGGACUCUGUUCGGGAGAUCUUCGAGAGCUUUUCUGUGUGGCUCCCGGACUACAACAACGACAUGAUGUCGCUCCAUGACGCAGAGAAUCAAACCCCGAAGGUGAAGCAACUUGUUCGGGCGAAUUCUGUGUUUGAUCCUGCCCGAGCAGAUGCAUUGGUGCAGCUGUCCUCGCCAGAGCCCCCGACGCCGGCAGCAACGAAGCCAGAUGCCACGGUGAAGGCCGCGCAAGCAGCCUUGGCUGAUCAGCAGGAGAAGGACUUGAAUGAGAAGAUUGCUCUCAUUGAAAUGCACCACGCCAGCGGCAGCACGGAUAUUGUGCCAACCGAAGAUCUGGAUGGGCGCCUGCAGAUGAGGCUGAGCCUAUGGAGAAGCCAAGCCAGGAAGAUGCCGAUAGCCAGUCCGAGGAUGCAGAGCCUGCCCCCUGCAAGCGCCCUGCAGGGAAGAAGUCGGCAACUGGUGGCCGCGCUGACAAGUCUGGGAGAAUGCCAGCUGAUCUCAAGACAUGCUACAACCGGGAUGAGCGUCCUGUGCCCACAACGCCAGAGAUCAUGA